Trichoplax adhaerens is the source of this 963-nucleotide messenger RNA. RefSeq lists its product as uncharacterized. NCBI's taxonomy places the organism in Eukaryota, Metazoa, Placozoa, Uniplacotomia, Trichoplacea, Trichoplacidae. The coding region runs from base 1 to 963 and encodes 320 amino acids. Gene Ontology annotation, cellular component: nucleus. The transcript has 9 exons. The record is from RefSeq and is a predicted model, not a curated record.
AUGUCUGCUUCGUGUAUUGUAACGCAGCCUGUUAUCAUAGACUUUGAUGUUUUCUCUCUGUGGCUCAAAGGCUAUACAAUCGAUGAAACCGUCAAGCAUCGACUGAACAGAGAACAGGGAUUAGCUAAUAGAUCUCAAGCUCGAAUAGAUCAAAAGCUAAUUAUUGCAGAUACAUUAGACUGCUAUCGAUUGUUCAAUGUAAUUGAGGACAAAUAUUUAAAAAAUCCAUCAUCUCUGGCAAAUCAAAUAAUGUUUGAUUUGCCACCCGAUAUCCAAAACAAGCUCAUACAAGAAUACUACAGCUUCGACAAAGCAUUCGCCCGAGAAUUACUUGGUAAGAAAUUAUCUUCACGUUUACGUAAAGAUGUAGAUGAAAUUGGAGAGAAGGCCAGAGUUUUAUCACGCAGUUGUCGACGACAAUUGGAUAAUUUUAGGAGAGUCUUUAAAGCGGUUGAAGAUCUUGAUGGCUCUCUGCCUGGCAACAUUCAAUCUCAAUUCCUCUUAUCUGAUAAAUUAACCAAGUUAGAUCGUAAAUUCUUACACAUAAAAGAUGGUGAUAUAGAAAUUGAUAAGACGUUUAUUCAAGAUUUGCGUGAUCUGAAGUCAGUAACGAAUGAUAACAUUGAGCAACAUCGAACACUAUUGCUAGCUAAAUUAAGUGGAAAAGUAAAAGAAGAUUCACUCCUAUCAAUCGGCUCACACUUCAAGGCGAUGAUGAGAGCAACCCUAAAUAUCGCUACCGGAUUAGUUCACAGUAAAGAAUGGAAAGAUAUCUAUAAUAACAUGGUUGAAAAGGUUAUAGAAAUACUGAGACAUAUGCGAAUCGACCAAGAACAAAGCGAGUUAAUCCUUAAUGCAUUUUCGGAAACAGCUGCUGAUGUAACACUGUCAAAGCAUUUAUCUAACAUCUAUUAUCGAUAUCUAAAAGUUUUUGGAUUUUGCUUAAUUCAAUUAUACCCAUAG